This is a messenger RNA of Papilio polytes (common Mormon), 1063 nucleotides long. RefSeq names its product cyclin-dependent kinase 20. Bases 74 to 1048 code for a protein of 324 amino acids. Gene Ontology annotation, cellular component: nucleus. The transcript is spliced from 6 exons. The record is from RefSeq and is a predicted model, not a curated record. Gene Ontology annotation, molecular function: cyclin-dependent protein serine/threonine kinase activity; ATP binding. Lineage: Eukaryota; Metazoa; Arthropoda; Insecta; Lepidoptera; Papilionidae. Gene Ontology annotation, biological process: protein phosphorylation.
CAUGUAACCAUAGCAACUUGUUCACAACAAAUUGUCUUACACUGAUACAUUUUACAGUUUUCUUAAAAUUUAUAUGAAUAUAUUAGACAUUCUUAAAACGAGUUCGAUUAUGGAGAAAGAUGUGGCUAAUUACUCAGUGGAGGGAAGAAUCGGCGAGGGAGCGCAUGGUCUCGUGUUCAAAGCAAGACAUCUACCAACAGGGCGCGAAGUCGCGCUAAAAAAGAUCUUGAUAAAAAACCUCGAAGAUGGAAUACCUAUAAAUGUAAUGCGUGAAAUUAAAGCUCUACAACUACUGCGAUGUAAAUAUAUAAUAAAAUUAUACGAGAUGUUUCCACGAGGUAUGAGUUUGGUCUUAGUACUGGAGUACAUGUGCUCAGGUCUAUGGGAGAUGCUGCACCACAACCAGCAGGAACUGACCAUCCCACGCGUGAAGACAUACGCUCAGAUGUUACUCAAAGGAACGCGAUAUAUGCAUGCACAUUAUGUUAUGCAUAGGGACUUGAAGCCGGCUAACUUGCUUAUAAAUCACGAAGGUAUUUUGAAGAUAGCGGAUCUUGGUCUAGCUCGGCUGUACUGGCCUGAUGGAGGAAGACCGUAUUCACAUCAAGUAGCUACACGAUGGUAUCGUGCUCCAGAGCUAUUGUACGGCGCUAGGUUCUACAGCGAAAAGAUUGAUUUGUGGUCUGUUGGCUGUAUAAUAGCGGAGAUGAUUACGAAAAAACCACUUUUCGCGGGAGAAUCUGACAUUGAACAGCUGGCGAUAGUUCUCCAACAUUUAGGUACUCCUACAGAGGAAACAUGGCCUGGACACUCCAAACUACCGGAUUACCAUAAGAUCACCUUUCCAGAGUCGACGCCAACGUCUUGGACUGAUCUCUUGCCCGGAGUUGAAUCUGAGGCGAUUGAUCUUGUUAAAUCAUUCGUAUUGUAUAAUGCUGAUAAAAGAAUAUCUGCUAAAGAAGCAUUGAGGCAUCCAUGGUUCCACAACAGGCCAUCACCUGCUGCUAUUGAAGAUAUGCCAAAACCGAACAUCAACAAACCGAAAUAAAAAUCAUUCCAUUUA